Messenger RNA from Purpureocillium lilacinum, 1779 nucleotides. The record is from RefSeq and is a predicted model, not a curated record. NCBI's taxonomy places the organism in Eukaryota, Fungi, Ascomycota, Sordariomycetes, Hypocreales, Ophiocordycipitaceae.
AUGUCGUCAAAACGAUUUCACUUCGUUAACCCCUGGAACUCCCUGCCGUCCGGUGAUGAGGGCUCUAGCAGCACAGCAAGGGCCUUUGUUAUGCGGAAGGUCCGUAAUCAGAAGCCAUGGUCAACCAAAACCCUGAAGUUGGUCGACCGCAGACGGAGCGGCUUUGGCAAGCAGGGCGCUAGGGCGUCCGAUGCCGCAACUGUCCAACUCGGGACAGAUCAGCUUGGCAGAGAGGUCGCAGAAGCGCUACGUGAACCCCGUAACAAUGACACGGGGAAGUGUAUGCUGUGCGACCAGCCUCAUCGCACGCGUGGUGCUGUCAGCAUACCAGCAACCGCCAAGGGACUGUGUAUGAUGUGCCAGAUAGGCACAGGGUGUGCAAUGUCGUUCGUGUCACGUUCAAUCUCAGGAAUGGAUCCAUUCAACAGCUUCGCGGUGAACCUGGAUACCAGAACCUGCGUUCUUCUCUCCUAUUUUAAAACCGUCAUUGCGCCCCAGAUUACCCCUAUAGCGGCUAUACUGCAACCUAACGUGGUUCAGCUUCAAUGGUUAGCUCCAUCGUUUGCUCAUGCUGCCUUCAUGCACGCCAUACUGUGCCUUACAGCAGUGCAACUUAGUAUAUUGCGGCCGAACUCUCCUGAAUAUAUAUUGCUGGCCAUAUUUCACCGAGUUCGGGCUGUCGUCGCAAUACAGCAGAAUCUUGAGGAUCCGCUGGCUGCUCUUAGCGACAAUAACCUUGCCGCUGUGUUCAAUCUUUUAUGCGUCGAAGAAAACUUGCUGCUUCCAUCCUUCGCACAUCUUGCUGGCACACACCUGCGGCCUGACGAGACCGCAAUGCGAUCUCAUAUGCGUGGCCUUCGAGACAUGAUCGGGUUACGCGGAGGAUUAGGCUCGAUGAGCAAUGCCAAGACUUUGAGAUCCUUCUUACUGCGACAUUCCGCGGUCCAAGGGGUUGCGUCAUUCGAAACACCCUACUUGCUGCCAAACGGUCUACUGGGCCGACUCUACAACUAUCCUGCAUCAUCUCAGUUCUAUAUCGUGGCCUUUCCACUAUCAUCCACAUGCCGCAGGCUGGGCUUUGAUGUGGAAUUGGUUGAUAUCAUAAAAAGUGCGGAGUGCUUAAACCAGGAUAUUGAAGCCUGGAUAACGUCGCCUGUCAGCUAUGGCUGGGACGCCCUCGACCUACAAGACCUCUUUUCCAUCAUGAUCGAUAGCUGUGUCCGGUGGAUCCUGGGAAACGAGUCAACUGCCAACUCGGUCGAGUGCAUUGUGUGCCUUUGCCUGCUGACUUACCUCGCUCUUCUUUGCCGGAAUAAACAGGCAGUUUCGCCGCCCUUACCCAUCGUCCUCACGACAAUGCGUCGACAUAUUCACAACUCAGCCGCAUGGAACAUGCUACGCUCUAUGCGACUCGAUACCUGGGUUGCAAUCCUAUCCGUCCUGGCGUCUGAAGGCCAACGAGAGUUUGCCGAUCUGUUUUUCCAAGUCUACUUAAGCAGCCUGGCAAGCCACGACCGUGUACUCCGCACAUUCGACGACUUCAGGGAGUCUCUGUCAGCUGGAAUAUGGAAGUCUGAGCCGAUGGACAGAUACGCCCGGGAGGUGUGGGUUGACACUCCAGCUGAGUGGACGGGGCUCGAGGCACACUUCCGGAGCGCAACGGGGCGACGAAAAGUGAGACCUCCAGGUAAAUCCAAUGUGUCUUCGGUGUUGAAUCCAUACACCAAUGCGCACCCCAGCGUUGUUGUCUCAGUUGAGGGCUCCGCAUAUAAUCUCUGA